AUGAAAACUGUUGGAGUUUCGGCAACAUACACAGAUAAUAUUACUCGUAAGCAAGUAUUAAAAAAAAACGUAGAUCUAUCAAAGUUGAAUGAGGUACCUGAGCUUCAAAGAUUAAACCAUGUUAGUAUAAAAAAACAAAAUUAUGUAAGAAAAUUGAUGAAGUUCUUUACAAUACCCAAUGAAGCUGAGCAGUUUUAUACCAAUAUAUUUAAAGAAACAACUACAGUGGAUGAUAUUAAUGACAAUAUUGAAUACAACGAAGAUGAUGUGUGA
Macrosiphum euphorbiae (potato aphid) is the source of this 273-nucleotide messenger RNA. NCBI's taxonomy places the organism in Eukaryota, Metazoa, Arthropoda, Insecta, Hemiptera, Aphididae. The record is from the annotation of a GenBank genome assembly.